CUGGGGUUGGACCGGUCCCAGGACCCGGGUGAGGGUUCCCUACUUGGCCUUCAGUAGGGAUCAAGACGCAGGCACCUGCGCCAAAGGGGAGCAAAGCCGGCCCCGGCCCGAGGCCCCCAGGACCUCCAUCUCCCAACGUCGGAGGAAUCCAACACGUGAUGGUCGGACGGCGUCUCAGACUAGAUGAGCCCAGUAAGCGCCAUGGCUCCGGAGAAGCUGCCCCGCCUUCCCUCCUUGCUGCUGUCGCUCCUGACACUGCUGCUGCCCCAGGCAGACACUCGGUCGUUCGUAGUGGAUCGGGAUCAUGACAGGUUCCUCCUGGACGGCGUCCCGUUCCGCUACGUGUCUGGCAGCCUGCACUACUUCCGGGUACCGCGGGUGCUCUGGGCAGACCGGCUUUUGAAGAUGCGAUUGAGCGGCCUCAACGCCGUUCAAUUUUAUGUGCCCUGGAACUACCAUGAGCCACAGCCUGGGGUCUAUAACUUUAAUGGCAGCCGGGACCUCAUUGCCUUUCUGCACGAGGCAGCUAUAGCGAAACUGUUGGUCAUACUGAGACCAGGACCUUACAUCUGUGCAGAGUGGGAGAUGGGGGGUCUCCCAUCCUGGUUGCUUCGAAAACCUAAAAUUCAUCUAAGAACCUCAGAUCCAGACUUCCUUGCUGCAGUGGACUCCUGGUUCAAGGUCUUGCUGCCCAAGAUAUAUCCAUGGCUCUACCACAAUGGGGGCAACAUCAUUAGCAUUCAGGUGGAGAAUGAAUAUGGUAGCUACAAGGCCUGUGACUUCAGCUACAUGAGGCACCUGGCUGGGCUCUUCCGUGCACUACUAGGAGAUAAGAUCUUGCUCUUCACCACAGAUGGGCCUGAAGGACUCAGAUGUGGCUCCCUCCAGGGACUCUAUACCACCGUAGAUUUUGGCCCAGCUGACAACAUGACCAAAAUCUUUACCCUGCUUCGGCAGUAUGAACCCCAUGGACCAUUGGUGAACUCUGAGUACUAUACAGGCUGGCUGGAUUACUGGGGCCACAAUCAUUCCACCCGGUCCGUUCCAGCUGUAACCAAAGGACUAGAGAAGAUGCUCAAGUUGGGAGCCAGUGUGAACAUGUACAUGUUCCAUGGUGGUACCAACUUUGGAUACUGGAAUGGUGCUGAUGAGAAGGGACGCUUCCUUCCAAUUACUACCAGCUAUGACUACGAUGCACCUAUAUCUGAAGCAGGGGACCCCACACCUAAGCUUUUUGCACUUCGAAAUAUCAUCAGCAAGUUCCAGGAAGUCCCCUUGGGACCGUUACCUCCCCCUAGCCGCAAGAUGCUGCUCGGACCUUUGACUCUGCGUCUGGAUGGGGAUUUGCUGGCUUUCCUGGACAUUCUAUGCCCCCGAGGGCCCAUCCACUCAAUCUUGCCAAUGACCUUUGAGGCCUUAAAGCAGGACCGUGGCUUUAUGUUGUAUCGGACCCAUCUGAUCCAUACCAUUUUUGAGCCAACACCACUCUGGGUGCCAAAUAAUGGACUCCAUGACCGUGCCUAUGUGAUGGUGGAUGGGGUGUUCCAGGGUGUUUUGGAACGAAAUAUGAGACAUACAGUAUUUUUGAUGGGGAACCUGGGGGCCAGACUGGAUAUCUUGGUGGAGAACAUGGGGAGGCUCAGUUUUGGGUCUAACAGCAGUGACUUCAAGGGCCUGUUAGAGCCACCCAUUCUGGGGCAAACAAUGCUUAUCAAGUGGAUGAUGUUCCCUCUGAAAAUUGAUAACCUUGUGAAGUGGUGGUUUCCUCUCCAGUUGCCGAAAAGUGCACAACCUCAAGCUCCUUCUGGCCCCAGCUUCUACUCUACAACGUUUCCAAUUUUAGGCUCAGUUGGGGACACAUUUCUAUAUCUACCUGGAUGGACUAAGGGCCAAGUCUGGAUCAAUGGGUUUAACUUGGGCCGGUACUGGACAAAACGGGGGCCACAGCAGACCCUCUACGUGCCAAGACCCCUGCUGUUUCCUAGGGGAAUGCUCAACAAAAUCACAUUGCUGGAGCUAGAAAAUGUGCCUUCCCAGCCCCAAAUCCAAUUUUUGGAUAAGCCUAUCCUCAAUAGCACCUUGCACAAGACAUAUAUCUAUUCCCUCUCAGCUGAUUCACUAAGUGCCUCUGAACCAAUGCGGUUAAGUGGGCACUGAAAGAAAGGUAGCCCUUGGAUCUGGGACAUGGAUUGGGCAGGAUCCCUUGGUGCUGGCCACGGUGACCAUAAGGAACCAAAGGCCAGAAUGCCUCUGAAUGUAAGUACGAGUGCAGAUUCCUUGCCAAGCUUUAUUGUGAUUAAAGCUCCAGAGACAGUACCAGCUCC
Molecule: messenger RNA, 2324 nt
Organism: Propithecus coquereli (Coquerel's sifaka)
Lineage: Eukaryota; Metazoa; Chordata; Mammalia; Primates; Indriidae
Gene: GLB1L
Product: galactosidase, beta 1-like
Exons: 17
Coding region: 184-2157 (657 amino acids)
Biological process (GO): carbohydrate metabolic process
Cellular component (GO): vacuole
Molecular function (GO): beta-galactosidase activity
Source: RefSeq, a predicted model, not a curated record